UCCUCGUCGCUACCGCCCAACAUCUCUGCACUUACAAGGGCUUGUCGAACUGGCUUCAUUUCAACGGUUUCGUUGGCCGCACGAUCCCGUAUUUGGCGUGGGGUGGUAAAUCCUCCUUGCUUUGAUUUUGGUUGAAUCAAUUUCCUCGUGGUUUUAAUUCAAUCUCUCUUUUUUUCCUCUUUUUUUUUUCUUUCUUUCUCAACGGAUUGAUAGUUCAUAUCCUACACUUUAAAGCCGUUGGAUUUGUCUGUCAAUCUCUCGAAGCCAAGCCAACGCCGCCAAAAGCUAGCUUUUUGAAAGAAAACAUAAAAAGAGAGUAGACCAGCUCUACGGUACCUUACCAAAACAGCCAGAUCUUGCUGGGCUUAAAUCGCGAUGGCGGUAACACCAACUACGCCUCCGCCUCCAUCCCCACCACCGAGAUCAGUAACCCCGGCGUAUCACACUCAAGAUGAGAGGAAGCACAUUCCAACAACCACAGCUGAAGCAACUCUUCCACUGCAUAGCGGCGAUUUCGGAUCCAUCCACAGCCCCGGCCUCAACAGCGACAUGUUUCGCGCAGAGCGGCUACAACACCGGCAGCAACAGCAGGAACACCAGGACCAACGGCGUUAUAAAUUGAAUCGCAGACGCACCCUUCCGCCAUUCAUCCGUCCCGAGGGUGAGAGCGGACGGAGUGGUUUCUCGCUGAUGCAAUUCAUCCGCAUCUGCUUCCAAUCGUCCAGCGCCGUCUCCUGCGCCGUCAACGUGCUGUGGCCGGUUGUUCCUGCGGCCCUCGUGGUCCGCUAUUCGGUACCUGAAUGGCACUUGGCGAUAUUUUCACUAUCUUACAUAGCAAUGGUACCUUGUGCCAACUUGGUCGGGUUUGCUGGGCAAGAGCUGGCGAGGAAAGUGGCGCAUGUUUACGGUGUCUUGGUCGAAACCACCUUCGGCUCCAUUGUCGAGAUCAUCUUGUUCAUCGUUCUGUUGGUGAACGGUAGCUUAACGCAGGUCAUUCAGGCUGCCAUCUUGGGCUCCGUUCUUGCCACGAUGUUGCUAUGUCUAGGUCUCUGCUUCAUAGCUGGUGGUCUCAGACGAGAAGAGACGGAGCAUAACGAAGCUAUCAGUGAAGCAGGCAGUGGAUUGUUGUUGACGGCUGGCGUGGGCCUUGCAAUCCCCGCGAUAUUCGAAAAGGCCCUGAUAGGAUCAGAUCUCGUGACACCAGAAGAACUAUCCGAGCGAACGUUGAGUUUGUCGCGUGCCACGUCCAUCUUGUUGAUCAUUGCGUACAUAGUGUUUGUCUGGUUCCAGGCCAAGACUCACCACGGUAUCUACGAUUCCGUAUUUCGGCAGGACGAUCAACGAGAUUCGGACCGGCGGCGUGAUCUGUCCAAGGACACACUGACCAUUUUCGAAUGCGCCCUUGCCCUUGCCAUGUCCAUUGCGCUGGUGACCAUCAUCGCCAUCACGCUCGUGGAGGAAAUCGACUUCAUGGUACUGGAACGCGGCGUUUCAGACUCUUUUAUGGGCUUAAUUCUCGUCCCGCUCGUGGAAAAGGCGGCUGAGCACCUCACGGCCGUCGAUGAGGCUUGGGACAACCAAAUGAACUUUGCCUUGUCCCAUGUUCUGGGCGCGACUCUCCAGACGGCGCUGUUCAACGGGCCUUUUGUGGUCAUCAUCGGCUGGAUAUUGAACAAGCCGAUGGGGUUGGAUUUUCACAUCUUUGACAUUGCCGUGUUGCUCCUCGCCAUCAUCACUGUGGGUGGCUUUCUCAGAGAUGGCAAGACCAACUACCUCGAGGGAUCCCUCUGCGUCAUUGUGUACAUUGCCAUCGCAGCAGCGGCGUAUCAUUACCCGAAUCCCGCUCAUCUUUCUGGCGGCGACUCAGAAGAGCACUGAGACCUCAAUGCAGAGGAUAUUUUCGCGGGUCGAUCGAUGUUGGUUGCGAAUCGGGCGAUGAUGAUUCAUAAUGAGAGAGAAUGGAGGAAAUAUUUCUGCUAGCCGCAUAGUAAUUUCAUUCCAUAUUUUAUCCACUUGGCCUUUUCUUGUUCUUUUUUUGUUUUCAUUGGUGUUUGGUUUCAUGUC
Molecule: messenger RNA, 2064 nt
Organism: Pyricularia grisea
Lineage: Eukaryota; Fungi; Ascomycota; Sordariomycetes; Magnaporthales; Pyriculariaceae
Exons: 3
Coding region: 376-1878 (500 amino acids)
Biological process (GO): intracellular calcium ion homeostasis; calcium ion transmembrane transport
Cellular component (GO): fungal-type vacuole membrane
Molecular function (GO): calcium:proton antiporter activity
Source: RefSeq, a predicted model, not a curated record